Molecule: messenger RNA, 4714 nt
Organism: Harmonia axyridis
Lineage: Eukaryota; Metazoa; Arthropoda; Insecta; Coleoptera; Coccinellidae
Gene: chp
Product: chaoptin
Exons: 16
Coding region: 150-3986 (1278 amino acids)
Molecular function (GO): protein binding
Source: RefSeq, a predicted model, not a curated record
CCUGGAUCUUGAAGUGAUUCUGCACUUGGUGUUAGGGAAAUUCGAGACUUAUACAGUUGUGUCCACUGAUGCAACAAGGUUGCAGUCAGGCGACUUGCUGUGCAUAAUACUUUCAGUGGUGCAUCUAUUUCUGGGGAUAACUCUUGACAAUGCAUUUGCAACAUUUUAUGCAUAUUGGAUAUGGUUUGGUUAUCGGAACAUUUCUCCUAAUGAUAUGGAUAUCCUAUGUAGAAUCAAAAGAGAUGGAGUUCCAGAAAUACCCUCCUUGUUUUUUCAACAGCUUUUGCAAAUGCUCAAAAUCGAUGCCAGAUCUAGGAAUAGUGCAUUGUGAAAAUGUUCAUCUCCCAAGAAUACCAGAAUCAAUAAACAUAUCGAAAGUGUUCAAACUUCAUCUGAUAAACAAUGGUUUGCGCACCUUAGAACCAUAUUUCUUGCAGAGCACAGGUUUAUAUAAAAUUGAAAUUAGCAACAAUCCCUUGUAUGUUAUUCCUGACGAGGCAUUCAUGGGACUUGGCCGAUCUUUAUGGGAGCUUGAUUUGAGCCACAAUCACCUUACAGUUGUACCAACGCGAGCGAUGAAAUAUCUCCAGAAACUCAAGAUGUUAGACCUAACUGGAAAUGACAUCAUCAAAGUGACUUCUGACAAUUGGCGAGGCCUAGGAAAUACCUUACAAACACUAGUUCUUGCUGACAACUCUAUAACCAACCUACCAACUGAUCUCUUCUCUGGUUUGAACGAGUUGGAUACCAUAGACUUAACCGGAAAUAAUUUGAAAGAAAUCGACCCUUCGGUCUUCAGGGAUGGAAUGGCUAAAUUGACGAAUCUACUUCUGGGACACAACCAGUUGGGUGCUAUCCCUUAUCAGGCCAUAUCUCCCUUGAAAACUCUCAAAGAUCUGGAUUUAAGCUACAAUAAAAUUACUUCUAUGAACCCCGCCACAGAAGUGGGCAUUCAAAACGUAAAUUACAAUUUUGUCCUGAACUUGGACGAGUUGAGACUUGAUUAUAACCAGAUAACUGAGAUACCUACUGCAUCUUUCCAGUUGUUCAACGUGCUCAAUAAAACCUACUUGGAUGGGAACAAUCUCAGAUUCAUAGGGGACAAUGCAUUCCGCCAAGCCAAGAUCAAAGAGCUAUAUAUGAGAAGAUGCAGUCUCACUGAAUUGUCCCCAAUUGCCUUUGAUGGACUUGAAGACUACCUAGAGAUCCUCGACUUAUCUGGUAACAAUUUGCAACAGCUACCCAUUGAUUUAUUCGACAGAAUGGUCCUCAUGAAAAGCUUAUCUCUUGGUGAUAACCAAUUGAAAACUUUGAGCUCUGCUGACCUAUUCAACAGCUUCCUCUUCACUUUGAACCAUUUGGAUGUGACUGGAAAUGAGAAUUCUGAUGUUUCACUCCAAGAUAUAAGACGGUUAAAAGGACUCAGGUUCUUAUCACUCACGAAGAUCAACAAGAACACUUUGGGACCUGACGAUUUUAAAGAGUUUGGUGUUGAUUUGGAGGAACUUGACAUCGUUAACGGUGGUCUUCAGACCAUACAAAGUCAUACUUUCAGAUAUGUUCAUGGUUUGAAAAGGAUUGACUUUUCGGAGAAUGGCAUUAAUAGUAUCGAGUCAAAUGCUUUGUACGAUAUCGGACACUCUUUGGUUAGUUUAAAGCUUUCUCAUGGUCUCUCAUCCAGUAUGCAAAACAUUCCAGCAGAUCCCCUUAAACAACUGACGCACUUGGAGGAAUUAGACCUUAGCAAUAACAGAAUAAGGAAUGUUCCAGAUACAUCUUUUCAUUUCCUGAAGAAAUUGAGAACAUUAGAACUGCAGGACAAUAUCAUUGAGAACCUCCAAAAAGGUACAUUUCAAGGGGAUAUUCAUUCGGAACUCGAAGAAAUAUAUCUAUCCUUCAACAACAUCAGGACCAUCAAGCAGCAUACAUUCGUGGAAUUGCCAAGUUUGCAAGAAAUCUUUCUGGACGAUAACAAGAUCGAAAGCUUGGAAAGGAGAGCCUUUAUGAAUUUGGAAAACUUGAAGGAGUUGGACCUUAAAGGCAACAGAAUUUCUCAGAUUUCAUAUGAAACCUUCCAGAACCUACCAGAAUUAGAAUACCUGGAUAUUUCCUACAAUAAAAUGACCAAGUUCGACUUCACUAUGUUCGACCAAGUUGGUACUCUUGCAAUGUUCCACGUCAAUAUGAGUCAUAACAACUUGAAAAAUUUGCAUUUUGGUAGUACGGAAGCCGAGUUUGGUGCCAUGGGAGCUCACACAAACGUGAAGGUUCUAGAUCUAUCGUUCAACAACAUUUCUUCCAUUAGUAGAGCAUUCUUCAAACCAGCGGAAUUAUCACUGACUCAUCUUUACAUUAGUAGCAACAAAAUACUCAAUGUCAGCAUGGAGGUGUUUGGGAACAUGCCUCAUCUUCAGCUGCUUGAUAUAUCAGACAACAUGAUCUACGAAUUAGAUUUUGAUACUUUUAGAAACACGAAGAGAUUACAGAUUCUUGAUGCCUCAAACAAUAGGAUAGCAGAUGUACCCAACGACUUGUUCAGAUUCCUCAAAGAAAUAAGGAUUGUAAACUUCUCACGAAAUAGACUAAGGGCAUUACCAGACAAUUUGUUCAGAGAAGAUGCUAUUGAACACGUGGACCUCUCUCAUAAUAUCAUUGGAAAAUUGCCUUUGAAUAGUUUUUCUGUACCAGCAGCAAGAAAUUUGUACGAGUUGGAUCUUUCUUGGAACAGCAUUUCAUCUUUGUCUCAUGGCGGCAUGUUCUCAAGAUUUCAGAGUCUCAACUGGCUGGAUCUUUCUCAUAAUCGCCUCGCUCAAAUAGAUGCUGGUACAUUUAGAGAGCUUCCAAGGUUAUCCAGUCUAGACCUUAGCAACAACGUUCAACUCACCUUGGAACCCAAUGGGUUAACAUUCCAUGGUUUGGAGGAUUCUUUAAUACAUCUUAAUCUAGACAACGUUUCACUUUCUCAAGUGCCUCUUUUACCAACACCUCAUCUCAUUUCUCUAUCUCUGGCUGAUAAUUACCUUCCGACUGUACCACCAGAGAUGGCUACCAAUUUGAGUGCUUUAUGUGAGCUCAAUCUGAACAACAAUGAUCUAACUUCUGUUCCCAUUGUUACACAUUCUUUGCCAGAGUUGAGGUAUUUGUAUAUGGCUGACAAUCCCAUCACUUCUUUGAGUAACACAAGCUUAUUAGGAGUGGCUGACAGUUUGAAGGAGCUUGACAUAAGAAAUUUGGACAUCAAUGAGUUAGAGGCAGGUGCGUUCUGCAAACUUUGCUCGCUCAAGACUUUGGCACUCAGCUUUUACCGGAAUUUGAAGAAUUACAACAUACCCAAGCUUCUGAUAAAUAAUUGUGGUCUCGAAGAGUUGGAGGUUAAUGUCGAUUUUGCCACUGAAGACAACCUGGAGAAGAUAAUGGCCGGAAAUUUCCCCACCAAGUUGAGUAACUUGACGUUUUCUGGUACAGGGCUGAAGAAGCUGGGACCAAAUGUUUUCAAGGGCAUUCGAAGUCCGGUGUUCCAUCUCUGCCUGCAAAAUACCAGUAUCACAAAUCUCGGAUCAGAUUUGUUCAAAAACUUUGGGGAAGCUGAAAAUGUGACGAUAGACGUUAGCGAAAAUCCAUCCCUCAAAGUACUCCACAAUCCUUCUACUGGUAGCAAACCGGUACUUCACAGAAAGACAUUUCUGUUAGAUCUCGAAAUAUCUGGCAGUAAUUGGAACUGCGACUGCGAACUAGGAUGGAUAGAGGUUUGGUUGCGAAAAAAACGACAGUAUCUCUGCAGUGGAUCGAGUCAUUCUUCAAUUUUUGAUGAUUGUAGACAUGCGAGUGACUACUUGAGAAAUGCACAAUGUGGUAACAGAAAUAAUCAAAGUUUGUUGGAAAUUUUAAAAACGGACAUAGAAUGUGGCUGGAGUCUCGCUUCCAGUUAUAAAUAUUCAUCUGUUCUCAUUUUGAUUGCCUUGGUUUUUAACUGGUUAACUGCUUAAGACUGUUUGUCAAUAAAAUUAGAAGAUUUUUUUAUAUGUUGACCUCAAUACGAAAAAAAUUGUUAUUUUUUUUAAAUAGGUAGGUACUUAAAUCAGUUAAUAGUAGUUUUUCACAUUUUAUUUCCUACAUUAAUAAUAGUUUCAUUAUAUUUUCUUGUAUUUUUUCGAUAUAAUAAGAUUGAAUCAUCGUUAUUAAUCAAUUUGUACCUAAUUUCCCAUAUGAGGGAAAUAUCAUUCUUCUGAAUAUUAUGAAACAGUUCAAAGUUCAGAAUUAUUUUUAAUUUGAAAAAGCACUCCAAAAAUGUUCUGAUCACACUGAAACUGCCUUGAAAAAAACUGCAUUUUACUUAAGAGCACAUAUAAUGAUCUAACCUAUUAUAUUAUUUUAUAAUAACAAUUUUAAGGUAAAUUAUUUGAAACAUAAUUACCAUUUAAGUCUUUGUUUUCCUUUGUAUAUUCCUAGUAAUGUUAUGUACAUAUUUAUACAAUAAAAUAAAUUAUAUAAUACACUUGUAAUAAUAAGAUAUGACUUAAAUUUAAGACUAUUCUAAAUAAGUAGUUACGUUUGGUCUAAUGUGAUUGGAAGAAAAUUGUUUUAAUUAUGUGUUCAUUUGAAGUUCUCAUAAGGAUAAUUUUAAGUGGAAUUUGAAUAAAUAAUGAUAUCCAUAUAGGAAUCUUUAUAUUUCUAUUAAUCGGAGGUUAUACCCAAAUAAGCUUCGCAAUGAUCC